AUGUUUAGCAAGUCAUUUUGCUCUGGAAUUUCAAGUAAUAAAUCUCACAACCUAUCAAGAUAAGAAAAUCGUAAACCAUCGUAAGGCUUGAAGCUUGCUCAUUAUGGAGCAUCUUCUUAUUGUUCAAUUAAAAAGAUGAUAGAUAAAUAUAAAUCAAAUGGUGAGAACAUACCAAUUAAUAAUGGGAGUAUUCAUACAAAUUAUUAAAACGUUUCUACCAUAAAUAUUAUGAACAGGAAAAGAUCAAAUUCACCAAACUUUUAUACUUCUGCUAGGAGAUAGCCUGUAAAGUAAAAUCAGAGAUAAAAUAUCUCAUUCUUAAAUGAAACUUAGCCUAAUUCAAAUACAAGGUCUGAAACACAUUCUUUGUAUUCAGGUAACAGUAAAACUUCUAGGCAGAAUUCUAAGUUGAAUUAGCAAUAAUCAUAAUAAAGAAGAACUAAGUAAGGGAAUGUCGAUAGAAGAUUUGGGUAUUAGCUUUUUAAUGAGUAAUUAUAUGAAGAAGGAGCUCACAAAAUAUCCUUAAUUGAUAUCAUAAAUGCUGAGCCAAUGAUAUAUUAAGAUUCUUUUCAUACUGUCUCUUAAACCUAAGCAUCUUUUUAAGAGCAUCAGAAAAUACCAAAGGUCAUUGAGAGCUUAGUAAAAUCUCAUAAAGAGCACAAAGAGAGUCUGAGUUUCAUCACUCAUAAGAUGGAGUUUAUUGAACAUUAUUUAAAUAGCUACGUCUUUGAGGACUUGAUAAUGAAAAUGAACAAUAAAUUUGAGAAAAUGCUAUCAUACACCUAGAAAAGGGAAUAAAUUCAUCAAUAAACUGAAAUUCAAAUGCAGGAAUAGAUAAAAUAACUCGAAACUAAGCUAAUGAGACUAUAAGUUAGCUUCAGCUCAUACAUUAAUAAGCUAAAUAUUAACAAUGGAGGAAAAUCAUAGAUACUAGCAAGCAAGCAUCAAUCUUUUAUGAAAAAGAUGGAUGAUGAUGGAUAUAUCGACUAAUUAUUGACUGAUGUUAUGCAAUAUGAAGAGGAUUAAAUGAGAAGAGUCAAUAAUGUAGAGAAACCUAUAUCAAUUUCUAGACAUUACUAUUCAUAAUAGUGUCUAGGAAUCGAUUAAAGAUAAAAAAAGACAAAUAAUAAUCAAGCCAAAUAAACUCAAGUUAUAGACCUAAGCGACCAUCAUUUAACCCAAAGAGAUUACUCUGUUUAAGAUAAUGAGUAAAGAGACCUUGUGCAUGAUUAAAGUUGUUAGUAGGACUUUAUCAAAGAUGAAACAACUAUGUUUAAUGCUUUAAAGUCUUUUGGUGACAGUUCAACUUUCUAGUAAUUAUUGCCAAAUCAAAGUAGCUUCACAAGAUAAGAGAAUGAAUUAAAUAAUCAUAAUUAGAAGCAUAACAUCAUUUCUCAAUAAGCAUUACCUAAUGCUUACGAGUCUAAUGAGAAUCUCAUAAAAAUAUAGGGGAAAAAAAAUUUAAAAUUCAACAGAGUAAUAAGCCUUCAAAAUUUAGAAUUCAAAUUAGAGCAGCUCUCUCUUCAAAACUAAAGGGUCAAUAAUAAUAUUCAAACUGAGUAAGAGUAAAAUCAAGAGGAUAAUGAGUAAUUAGAAUAAAAUAUAAAUCACAAUAUCUCAAAAGAUCGAAGUGGUUGCAAGAAACAUCUAGACUUUCAAGAUAGCUCAAUAUAGAAGAGAUCAAUAUAGGCUCUUGGAAAUGAAACUUCUCAAGGAAUGCUUUCAGAAAUAUCAGAUAAUUAUUUAAACUUUACAGCAAAUCAUGAGAUGUAAUAUAAAAUUUAAUGUAAGGAUCAAAUAAUGCCCCAUACUUAUAAUACCCAAGAUGUAAAUAAGCUUAUAACGCCUAAGUUUGAUGAUGAAUGUGUGAUACAUUUAAACUAGGUAACAUUUAGCAAUAAAAGUAGGUUCACUGAAUCAAUAAAAAUAUCAGAUGAGCCCUAAAUCAAUUCAGGGAAGAUUAGAUAGUUUGACAACAAAAAUAACAAUUAAUAGGCUGUAAUAAGUGAAGAGGAUAGUAAUGAUGUUGUAAUAUCAGCGUUGGCUUUGGAUAUUAAUAAAAUAAUGGACUCAGACAAUAAAUAAAGGAUUAAAGGUAAAGAUAUAGCAAAUAUUUAUCCCUCAGAUCAAUGUAUUUGUCCCCAUUAUGAUAAGAAAAAUAACCUAGGCUGUGGUGAUUACUGUCGAAAUCUCACAGCCAGCAGAUAAAGAGUACUUAUUCAAAAGUGCUUUGCAGAUUUCAAAAAUUAGCAAAGAAAUAAGAGAUAACAGCAUGUCUAUAUUAUUAGUGCUAAAUGGUGGAGAAAAUGGACUGACUUUGUCAAUUAUGAUGCUAUUGUCUCGAGCUUUAGAGUAGGGGAUGAUAAAAGCAUUUAAGAGUACCUAAUGUCAAGUGAUGGGUAAAUGAAUGAAUUUGAUAUUGAUGAGUUGUGCGGCGAUAGCAGAUAUAAUGAACCCCCAUCUCACAUAGAUAAUAGGUAAUUACCAACACAGUCUAAUUCUCUUAAAUUUUAGUGA
Stylonychia lemnae is the source of this 2517-nucleotide messenger RNA. The record is from the annotation of a GenBank genome assembly. NCBI's taxonomy places the organism in Eukaryota, Ciliophora, Spirotrichea, Sporadotrichida, Oxytrichidae.